Molecule: messenger RNA, 1164 nt
Organism: Penicillium macrosclerotiorum
Lineage: Eukaryota; Fungi; Ascomycota; Eurotiomycetes; Eurotiales; Aspergillaceae
Product: Rcd1-like cell differentiation family protein
Exons: 4
Coding region: 1-1164 (387 amino acids)
Biological process (GO): negative regulation of translation; mRNA catabolic process
Cellular component (GO): CCR4-NOT complex; P-body; CCR4-NOT core complex
Source: RefSeq, a predicted model, not a curated record
AUGCUCCAAGCGCAGAGCCAACACGUCUUUUCGCACCAGCAUCAGUACCCCCAGGCUGAUCCAUCGUGGCUGCAACAUCAGCAACAGCAGCAGCAACAACAGCAUCAAGCCCAGCCUCACCCUCAGCACCAACAGCAGCAUGUGUCCCUGGUCGCUCAGCAGCAUGCCCAGGCUGCUGCUGCUGCGGCGCAGCAGCAACAUUAUGGGCGCCUUGCUAUGAGUGGUAAUGGCGCUGCAAAUCCUGCGCCGGGUACUGGAGGAGUUGGUGGGCUGGGCGGAGAGGGCCUUGCCAAUGCGGUCUCCGUCAUGGAUGGCGGCGUCAGCGAGGAGAAUCGCAAGGUAUUCAUUUGGGUUGCGGAACUCCUGGACCCCGCUCGCCGCGAGGCAGCGCUCAUGGAGCUCAGCAAAAAACGAGAACAAGUUCCCGAGCUGGCGUUGGUGAUUUGGCAUUCAUUCGGUGUCAUGACGGCUCUUCUCCAGGAAAUCAUUUCGGUUUAUCCUCUUCUCAACCCUUCUCAGUUGACCGCCGCCGCCUCCAACCGAGUCUGCAAUGCGCUGGCGCUUCUGCAGUGUGUCGCAUCCCACAAUGAGACUCGGACCCUCUUCUUAAAUGCACACAUUCCUCUGUUCCUCUACCCAUUUUUGAAUACCACCUCGAAAUCCCGUCCAUUCGAAUAUCUCCGGCUUACGUCGCUGGGCGUUAUUGGAGCCCUGGUGAAGAAUGACUCCUCGGAUGUCAUCAACUUCCUUCUCACCACCGAGAUCAUUCCUCUCUGCCUUCGCAUCAUGGAGACUGGAUCGGAGUUAAGUAAAACUGUUGCCAUUUUCAUCGUCCAGAAAAUACUUCUCGACGACAUUGGUUUGGCGUACAUUUGCGCGACAUACGAGCGUUUCUACGCGGUGGGCACGGUCCUGAGCAAUAUGGUCACCCAGCUGGUAGAGCAACAGACUGUGCGGCUUCUGAAGCACGUUGUUCGUUGCUUCCUUAGACUCAGCGACAAUAGUCGAGCCCGGGAGGCUCUGCGACAAUGUCUACCUGAACCGCUUCGCGAUGCCACGUUCUCUUCCGUUCUCCGUGAUGAUGCUGCCACCAAGCGCUGCUUGGCCCAGCUCUUGAUCAACCUGUCGGACAACGUGUCCGAUGGCGUCCCGGCGGCCAUGUAA